Messenger RNA from Ictalurus punctatus (channel catfish), 794 nucleotides. RefSeq names its product parvalbumin 9 (gene pvalb9). Gene Ontology annotation, molecular function: calcium ion binding. The transcript has 5 exons. Lineage: Eukaryota; Metazoa; Chordata; Actinopteri; Siluriformes; Ictaluridae. Gene Ontology annotation, cellular component: cytoplasm; nucleus. The record is from RefSeq and is a predicted model, not a curated record. Bases 256 to 591 code for a protein of 111 amino acids.
GAGAGUGGUAAUGAAGCACUGAGUUGUGUGAAUUGGUGUGUGUAGUGCAUGUGUGUGCAGGGCACGCACUGCUCACACUAAAGGUUAAUUAGGCCAGUAAGUAGAGCCUUAUGGCAAGAAUCUGAUCCACCGACAGGUAACCUUAUAGUCAGACAUCGUCUGUGUCAUCAGCCCUUAUAUAAGUCCACGCUCACUGGGAAACACACAUUGAGAAGAGCUGUGCUUUGAACCAGCAGGGGAGUGACUGCACAUCGGAUGAAUAUGUCUCUCACUGAUAUCCUCUCUGCUGAAGCCAUUGAGAAUGCCAUUAAGGACUGUGAAGCCCCAGACUCCUUCAGUUACAAGAAAUUUUUCCAGGUGAUUGGCCUGACUAAGAAAAGUCCAGAGGAAGUCAGGGAAGUGUUCCGCCUCUUAGAUGACAACAACAGCGGGUUUAUUGAGGAGUCAGAGCUCAAGUUCUUCUUACGGCGGUUUGUCCCAGGGGCACGGACUCUGACCGAGAAUGAAACCAAAAACUUUAUGUCAGGUUCUGAUGGUAACAGCGAUGGAAAAAUUGGAGUAGAUGAAUUCCAGAGCAUGGUCCUAUCUUAAAAGAAUGGCGGAUUCCCAGUCCAUUACCAGCAGCCGUGUGUCCUGUGGUUUCAUCUGUCACACUGCUUUUUACAUUUCCAAAUAUUUAUCAAAGACCAUCACGCACUCCCUCGUUUUAAUUUGUCUUGUUUGAUGGUUGAAUGUCUGUCAUUGCCCUCAUGCUCGUCCCACAUGACCAAGGACAAAACUGUUCAGGGAAACAA